Dioszegia hungarica is the source of this 960-nucleotide messenger RNA. Its product is annotated as PQ loop repeat-domain-containing protein. Lineage: Eukaryota; Fungi; Basidiomycota; Tremellomycetes; Tremellales; Bulleribasidiaceae. The record is from RefSeq and is a predicted model, not a curated record. The transcript has 7 exons. Bases 1 to 960 code for a protein of 319 amino acids.
AUGUUUGGACACAACGAGACGGCCGAGUAUGUCCUCGCUACCGCAGGAGCAUCAUGCUGGAUCGUAGCUACGGUCCCUCAGUUGGUCAAAUCGUAUCGAACCAAAUCGACCGAGGGGCUUUCUCCCUGGCUCAUGGCACUGUGGGCAUCCAGUAGUCUCUUCUUCGGAAGCUAUGUCGUCGCCGAAAAGCUCAACAUCGCCAUCCAGGCAAAGCAGAUCCAACCACAUAUAUUCGGCACCCUGUGUAUUGUCUCCUGGGCUCAGUGCUGCUAUUACUCCCGAGGGUACACGCUGCGCCAAGCGGCAGGAUACGCGCUCGCUAUCCUAGCGUGUGCAGGAGCUUUCGAGACGACCUCGAUCUUUGCCUUGCUUUAUGGACGACUGAAGGGCACCGACGUCCCUCUCUUAUUCUACGGAUACCUUUCCACCGCCCUCACCAUCGCUGGCUUCGUACCCCAGCUAUACGAAAUCUACACCCUCCGCCAAGUCAAGGGCAUCUCCCUCAUCUUCCUCAGCGUGGACAUCACCGGCGGUGUCUUGUCCGCCCUGGCCUUGUUCUUCCGAAAAGAGCUCGAUAUUGUCGCUUUGUCGACGUAUCUAGGCGUAGCAUCUAUCGAUCUUCUCAUCAUCGUCCUGUACUACAUCCUCGGGGGAUGUAAAGCAACAACAGCUGCAGUUGGCCAGUCACAGUCAGGAACGCUGCUCUGCCACACAUCACUCGAUCUCGAGGCAUCGCGCUCCGUCCUUGGCCAUGGCGACGACGUUCUUCUCCCGUGCCUGUCGGCAUCAGCCUCGACAUCAGCGGGAGCAGGCGAGAUCUCGGCGGAGCAGAAGAGAGAAUGCGUGGUGAUCGAGGCGGAUAGUCCAGUGGAGGAGAAAUGGGCAAUGUUUACGCCGGCGAGUACGGGGUCGGGGACGCUUGUGGAUGGAGACGACGGGGGGAAGAGGUUCUUUGGGUAA